UUCUCUAUAGUCUAACUCUCACUGCACGGACUCUCUCCCCAACCCAAUUAUAUCAUUAACGAAAAUUCUUUGCAUUUGUCGCCGAUGAUUCGCCAUCCGUGAAUGAUGUGGAAGAGUACAACCAGAUGGUUCCGGGGACUUUUGGGUGCCAAAAAAACGUCAGAUUCUUCGCCGGUGUCUAGUGGGACAGAUUCCCGGCCAUCAAAGGAGAAGAAGAGGUGGGGUGUCGUCAGAUCAUUCAACGCCAAUGACCGUAGCAUUGGCGGGACCACAGGGUCCUCUGCGGUGGCUGCUUCUUCUGGUAAGUGCGUCGAAGUCGUGGAUGCAAACAAGCACGCGAUAGCGGUGGCCGCAGCAACAGCGGCGGUGGCCGAGGCUGCACUCGCAGCGGCUCAUGCGGCGGCAGAGGUCGUGAGGUUAACCAGCAGUGGGAGUAGACCCGCCACGGCUCAUUUUAGUGGGAGUGACAGGUGGCGAGAAUCGGCCGCUGUGAAGAUCCAGUCGGCGUUCCGAGCUUAUCUGGCUAGGAGGGCAUUGAGGGCACUUAAGAGUUUGGUGAAGCUUCAGGCAUUAGUGAGAGGUCACAUUGUGAGAAGGCAGAGUGCAGAUAUGCUCCGACGCAUGCAAGCAAUGGCCCGAAUCCAGGCCCGAGUCUGUUCGAAUCGCGCUUACAUGUCAGAGUCCUCAUAUUCUAAUAGCAAGUUCUCCCAACCCCACCACCAAGGCCUGAAGAAUACCAAGAAAAACGACCACCAAUUUCGUGCAUAUAGUACCAAUUUAGACGGGCCUUCAAUCCUAAAGAGAUGUAGUUCAACAUCAAACAUCAAGGACAUUGUCUACCUGGAAAAAACGCAUCUGAAGUCCAGUUGGUUAGACCAUUGGAUGGAAGAAUGUCCGUGGGAUAGUCAUAAAGACACCUCGCUUAAUACUAAGGUUGUCAAUGAUGAGAACAGUGACAAGAUCCUUGAAGUAGAUACUUGGAACCCCCUCUUGAAACCCCAACGAAGUAAGAGUUCCUUUCAGACAUCGAAACAUGUUUCAGCUUGGAAUUACAAUGAUCAGGCCUUCACAACGCUGGACUCUUUAUCAAGACACAGUGUACAAUCUAAGGAACCGAAUCCACGUUUAUCUUCCACGGAAAUCCCAUCUUUAAGGUCCCUAAAUUUCCCUACGGAAGCAGAAGCUGCUGCUGCAUGGACUGCCAUGAACAGCCCACGAGUGUAUUCUGCAUUGUCUAGGCCCGGAAGUAGUGCUAGAAGAGGUCCCUUCACACCUGCGAGGAGUGAAUGCUCACAAGGAUUUUUUAACGGUUACUCUAGUCAUCCAAAUUACAUGGCUAACACAGAAUCUUCUCGGGCUAAGUUCAGGUCCCAAAGUGCCCCCAGGCAAAGGAUGCAGUUAGAGAAACCUGGUUCAGUGAAUAGGUUUGUUCGUAGCUAUUGGGAUGCAGACGCCCAUCCAGAGAGGGGUGUGGAUUUGCAUGCUAACUUCCGGACCGGAGCUUAUCCAGGCUCCAGCAAUUUGGAUAGACUUCAGAUGCCAGUUCAAAGUGACGCUGCGAGUUUGAAAUCUGUUUAUGGCAGCAGAUUCUAGAGCUGUGGUUGUCUAUUUCCUACCAUAGUUCCAAUGAGAUCUAACUUUCCAUCAUCAACACCACCUGCAGUCACUGGUUGUCUUAUCUUCCUGUGUAGGUUAGUUUGUGAUGUAUUCUAUAUGUAAUAUAAGUAUGAUCAAAUGUUGCUUUGUAGAAUGUCAUCCGUGUGCGACAAUGCACAAAGGUGAAAAGUGGAAGAUUGUGACAAUGUAUCUGAAGCUUUGUGUUGGCAACUUUUACAUUUUUUUGUUGCUCGGUAAAAUAUGAUACAAAGAUUAAGCCUCUAAGAUUCGAUGAAUUCAGGUCUUAAUUA
Messenger RNA from Cornus florida, 1907 nucleotides. Its product is annotated as protein IQ-DOMAIN 23-like. The transcript is spliced from 4 exons. The record is from RefSeq and is a predicted model, not a curated record. NCBI's taxonomy places the organism in Eukaryota, Viridiplantae, Streptophyta, Magnoliopsida, Cornales, Cornaceae. Bases 103 to 1593 code for a protein of 496 amino acids. Gene Ontology annotation, molecular function: protein binding.